Pelecanus crispus (Dalmatian pelican) is the source of this 687-nucleotide messenger RNA. Lineage: Eukaryota; Metazoa; Chordata; Aves; Pelecaniformes; Pelecanidae. The record is from RefSeq and is a predicted model, not a curated record.
AUGAUAGGUGGAAAUGAAUCCUGUGCUGCAGGACCAAUACCUAUGUCCUACUUAACCUGCCUGACUUACAUUCUGGGAGAAUGGACUGGCGUGGAGCAUAUUGAAGAUUAUCUGAGUUAUGCAGUCUACCUUUUCUGGGUGCUUUUUCCACUUGCAGUAGUUUUUCUACUUCCAGGAGUUCUCAUCAUCCUCUUCUACACUUCCAUUCUCCUUCUUCAUGUUUAUAAAAGGAAGAAUGAACUAAAGGAAGCUUAUUCCAAUGAUUUUUGGGGUGGUGCAAAACAAAUGUUGGCUACUCUAUGGGAUGGACAUGGAAGAAUAUGGCAUGGUUAUGAGCUUCAUGGUGCCAAAAAUAUUCCUGAAGGACCAGGGCUUAUUGUGUUUUAUCAUGGACCUACUCCUGCUGACUAUGUCUAUUUCAUGGCUAGAUUUUUUAUACAGAGGAAGAGAAUCUGCCACGUAGUAGCUGAUCAUUUCGUCUUUAGAUUACCAGGUUUUAAAAUAUUACUUGAUGUAUCUGGAUGUAUACAUGGACCAAAAGAAGAAUGUGUCAGUGCUCUGAAGAAGGGCUAUCUGAUAGCCAUUGCCCCAGGUGGACUUCGGGAGGCACUCUUCAGUGAUGAAUUCUAUACUAUUAUCUGGGGUGAUCGGAAGGGCUUUGCUCAGGUGGCCAUUGAUGCAAAAGUG